UUGGAGAAAGCCAAGUGGCCGAGGCUGUUUUUGUUAACAUUAGGGUGAAGGCCUCGAAAAAUCGGGAUUUAUCGAAAAAACCCUGGAAUGUCGCGGAAAAUUCCAAAAUAUCGGCGAAAGUUAACAAAAAUCAGCAAAUUAGCUUUGCGAAAUAUCUCCGAAAAUUGGGCGAAAUUUCUCCAAUCAUUCAGCGAAAUUUAUAUGAAAUGUCUGGCCGAAAUUUCUCCGAUAUUUCCACGAAUUCCACGAUAUUUCCCCAAAUUUCCAUCCAUGCACACACGGUUCUUUUCAGUCUCUUCUCUCAUUGUCGACGAGUAGCAAGCAUUCGAGGACAACCAUCUCAUGCCGGCGCGGCAGUUAGGGAAAUAUUUCUAUCGCUGAUCGGCGGCAGCGAUCACCGGUCGGAGAUUAAAACCCUAGAACAACCAAAAUCUCAUUUAUGAAACCAUUUGUACUUUUAACUUUAACUGGCUCAAAUUUAUGUGAUAAUCUGCGUCUGCAAUUGAUUCAUUUGAUUUUCAGUUUGGAAUUUACUUUUCCUAGGUUUACAUGUUCUUCCUUAGCUUAAUUGAGCACACACUGCGUUUGCCUCCUCAUCUUCUGGACCUUUCUCUCGAUAAAACCAUCCAAGGAGAGCUUGAGAGUCAAUUCUUAGAUAAGGUUAUUGCGGAUUUGGGACUGUGUAUCUCUGUAUAUGAUAUCAGAUCUAUUGACGGUGACUUUGCCUUUCCUGCGGAUGGUGCUUCAACCUAUACGAUAAGGUUCCAAGUUCAGAGUGUAAGUUAUUCUCCAGUUCCAGUUGAGCAACCAAAAGAGUCAAAGCCAUUUGCCCCCAUGGUGAUUUUGGUAAGUUCAUCCUUUGAACUUCAUCCUUUCAAGGUUUUUCAUCUCUAGAAGUAGGGCACCUCAAGCUCUUUUUCCUUUGGAAGCUGUGUUAUAAUUUUAAGGGCCAACUGCAGAGAGAUAUUGUUACUCCCUAAGAUUUUGUUUUCAUUGGUAAGAGUUUCUAAGUGCUGGCUGAUGGAGCGUGCUCAAAACUAGUUAUGUUAUAUUGUUUUAUGGCUCUUCUUUUAGUUGGGUACCACUCUGGCAGUCGUUUGAGUACAUUGAAUCAAUAUUGCUAUUAUAAGGACUAGAAAAAUAAAGUAAACAAACUUUUAGUAAAUUAUUCAGAAUAAGCUCCCAAACAUUUAUAUUUUUUAGACAAAUAACCUCUUAUUUCUUGAAUUUUUCUAGUAAUUUACUUGACUUCUCGGUUAGUAAUUAAUAUUCUCUAAUUUUCACUAGGAGAUUAUUUUUUAUCCAUUUAUUAGAAUUCUCAUAUAUACAGAUACAUGUGUGUGUAUUAGAUAUGCCUACUAUACUAAGUCUUUAGUUUAUGGGUUGAUGCCACUUGUGGUAAGCCAAAAGUUUAUUCACUGGUGAAGAUGAAAUUGUUUUUCAUGUUGGUGAUAUUGAAAUCUUUCUUUCUAGACAUCAUUUUAUAUGAUAUGGCACUCUUAAUCUAGGACACUGUUAAUAUAUUAUAGGCUUUCUCACUUCACUAAGUUGUAGUUUUUCAUUUUCUCUUCUCUUGUUGAGAAACCUGUUGUCUUUUCGUUUCUUUGCUUUUUGUAUACUGUGCAUGUUUAUUGAUUUUAUCUUCUUCCUUUUUUCUUUGUGCAAUAAAUUGGUUAUUCCAUAAAGUAAAAAAAAUAAAAACCAAAGGCCCAUUUUUAUAGGACUCUUUGUCAUAUUCUUGUUAUGUUCAGGCAUUCCAUUAAUUUAUACAUACCAAAAGGCCCUUUUUUCUGUUACUAAUAUAUACAUAUGUCAUAGGUAAUAAGAACAUAUUUUUUCUAAUGUGUUUGUAAAUGAUAUUUUUGAACAAUGAAUGCAUGAAUGGAAAUGGGGGGAAGACAACUUUAUUGUACAGGAAAUGUUUUGGUUGCUUUUAUAGAACCUAGUGAGCUACUCUGAAUUUCUGUGAAAGCAGCAAAUACCACUUAUAUAUGAAGGAAGAAACAAAUAUAGCUUGAGCAAUAACACUCCCAGAGGUGAUUAAGAAAAAAGGAGGUUAAGCCUGUAAGACAAUUUUGACAGAUCCACCCAAUUUGACCUUAGUCACCCAUUAGAUUACCAAAAACAGAGAUCCAAAUUCAUUUCAAUAUUUGGAUAUCUGAUUGAUUCAGUGAGUUCUCCAAGUAUAUCGUAUAUGCUCGUAGAGAUGGACGCUUUCCGGAUGCUCCGAACUGGUUCCUAUUUGCACUAGUUUUAAAUAAAAAGGCAUUUCUUGUACACAAAUAUAUGUGGAUGUCUUGUGGGAUAUUCAUCAAAUGUGCUUCCUAUUAAUUGAGAGUGUCAGGUAUAUAUAGAUGUGCCCCACUGGAAGAGAAUGCCAGCUUCUGAUUAUUUUGGCUUGUUUUCUUCUUCCAAUCCAAUCUCAAUGCUCUAAGUUCUUCAAUAAGGAAAUUAGUAGUCCUUCGGCAAUCCUUAAAUCUAUUUACAUGUCUUUGUAAAAUGUAACAAUUGAUGUGAGGCACCUUUGUCUUUCUGAAAAUCAACUUUAUGGUGUCUCUUGAAUUUGUUAGGAUUGCUGCUUUUGUAAAUGACAGUUCCUUUCUGACAA
Molecule: messenger RNA, 2608 nt
Organism: Vitis vinifera (wine grape)
Lineage: Eukaryota; Viridiplantae; Streptophyta; Magnoliopsida; Vitales; Vitaceae
Exons: 3
Coding region: 550-894 (114 amino acids)
Biological process (GO): transcription initiation at RNA polymerase III promoter; DNA-templated transcription
Cellular component (GO): RNA polymerase III complex
Source: RefSeq, a predicted model, not a curated record